AGGAAGAGACAGGGCAACUUGUGAGCUCGCUGGUUGAGUGCAGAUUUAUAAUCUGAUGGACAGCGGGAGACCCAGCUAACACUCCACUCCCUCUCAGUCAAAGUCUCACUCUCCAGGGCAGAGUGAAAGCACUUAGCCUGGGGUUUAUUCCUAGAAAAGAAGAGUGGAUUUCUGAAGAUUUCCUCCUUGUUGCAGAGUUGGGGAUCUUGCUUGCAAUUGCAACCCUGGAUUAUGGCCUGGCUGCUUCCCAGAAUUUGUUGCCUAAAAAUCUUCUGUCAGUCCUCUAAAGAACCCUUCUCUUCUGGACUAUCUAGAGCUUGGAGUGGAGGGCCCCUGACUGCAUAUAUGCCAGAAGCUGUAGCAUUCCCUGGAUCAAGGGACCACCCAGGGCUGUACAAAGCAUCGGUGGAGCAGGUGGAUGCAUUCUGGGGCGCUCUAGGAAGAAACCGACUCAUAUGGAUUAAUCCUUUUCACUCUGUCCAAGACUGUAACCUACAGCAGGGCCGGGUGUCUUGGUUCCUGGGAGGACAACUGAAUGUAGCAGUGAAUUGUCUGGACCGACAUGUCCACACAGCUCCAAACAAAGUGGCCCUGAUCUGGGAGAAAGAUGAACCUGGGAAAGAAGUCCGGAUUACAUACAGAGAAUUACUUGAGUUGACCUGCCGCCUGGGAAACACCUUGAAACGACAGGGAGUGAAAAGAGGUGACCGGGUCACCAUCUACAUGCCCCCGUGCCCUAUGGCUGUGGCAAGCAUGCUAGCCUGUGCCCGAAUAGGAGCCAUACACACUGUGGUAUUUGCUGGAUUCAGCGCUGAGGCUCUAGCUGACAGAAUCCGAGAUGCCCAGUCAGAAACUGUGAUCACUGUGAACCAGGGCCUGAGAGGGGGGAAGGUUACUGAGCUGAAGCAGACAGUGGACCAGGCUGUGCGUGUGUGCCCGCUAGUGAAGCGAGUUCUGGUUUCCAAGCGGACUGAUCAGAAAGUUCCCAUGUCAGAACUGGAUGUGCCACUGGAGGAGGAAAUGAUGAAAGAGGAUGUAUAUUGUGAGCCAGCAGUCAUGGAGAGUGAAGACUUGCUGUUCCUUCUCUACACAUCUGGCAGUACUGGCAAACCCAAGGGGCUGGUCCAUUCACAGGCUGGAUACCUGCUGUACACAGCCAUCACCCACAAGUACGUGUUUGAUUACCACGAUGGGGACAUCUUUGGCUGUGUGGCAGAUAUUGGUUGGAUCACAGGGCACAGUUACGUGGUAUAUGGUCCUCUGUGCAAUGGAGGUACCACAGUCCUUUUUGAGAGUACUCCAGUGUACCCUAAUCCUGGGCGCUACUGGGAAACAGUGGAGAGAUUACGAAUUAAUCAGUUCUAUGGAGCACCCACAGCAAUUCGCCUGCUGCUGAGAUACGGGGAUGAGUGGGUAAAGAGAUACGACCGAUCUUCCCUCAAGAUCCUUGGAUCAGUGGGAGAGCCCAUCAACACAGAAGCAUGGGAGUGGUACUUCAACGUGGUUGGUGAUGCACGGUGCCCAGUAGUUGACACAUGGUGGCAAACUGGUGUCACCAUUUCAUUUGUCUCAGAAACAGGAGGCAUCUGUAUCUCUCCCCGUCCCUCCAGCCCCGGAGACGAGAUUCUUGCAGGCAUGGCCAUGAGACCGCUCUUUGGGAUCAGCCCCGCCCUCCUGGAUGACAAGGGAAAUGUCCUAACAGAGAACAAUGUCUCUGGAGCCCUCUGCAUCUCUCAAGCCUGGCCAGGAAUGGCACGGACCAUUUACAAUGACCACAAGAGAUUUCUGGAGACCUACUUGAUGCCUUACCCAGGAUUUUUCUUCACCGGAGAUGGAGCCUAUCGUACUAGCCAAGGAUAUUACCAGCUCACAGGGCGUCUGGACGAUGUCAUCAAUGUCAGCGGGCACAGGCUGGGCACUGCUGAGCUGGAAGACAUUGUGAAUCGGCACGGAGCAGUGGCAGAGUCAGCUGUGAUUGGAUUCCCUCAUGAGAUCAAAGGAGAAGGAGCUUACGUGUUCAUUGUGCUGAAGAAGGGCACGGGCAUCUCUCAGGAAAGGUUGAGCAAUGAACUCAAGGAGCUGGUCUCAAAAAAGAUUGCAAAAUACGCAGCCCCUGAAUACAUUCAGGUCACAAAGCGGCUACCCAAGACCCGGUCAGGUAAGAUCAUGCGCCGUGUCCUGAAGAAGAUUGUAGAGGACAAGGCAGAUGAACUUGGAGACCUGACAACCUUAGAUGACCAUGAGACCGUGGAGGAGAUCAUCAAGGGGCACAAGCGCCUUCUGCAGGAGGCACGGGGCCAGUAACCUGAGUGCAGAGACUCUCCACUCCCCUCUCUCUUCACCCCUUCCUUCUCCCACAUCAAAUCAGGGACUGAGCCUAGAAAAAGUCAAUCACCAGGCACCAGUAAUUCAGC
Molecule: messenger RNA, 2414 nt
Organism: Pelodiscus sinensis (Chinese soft-shelled turtle)
Lineage: Eukaryota; Metazoa; Chordata; Testudines; Trionychidae
Source: RefSeq, a predicted model, not a curated record